AUGAACAAUACAUCUAUUCCUCAAUAAGACCAUCUUCCAUUUCCUUUAUUUAAUUAGAGGUUUUUCAGUGAAUUCUCUUAAGAUUAAAAAUUAAUUGGACAUCUCAAUUAAUUGAUGUUACAUCUUAAUCAUAAAUGUACAUAUAAAUGGAUGAACUAACUCAAAUCUGAAUGGACUCUCGAAAAUGAUAUUAGAAUACUUGUGAUAACAUGGAAUAUGCAUGGAAUGAUACCUGGUUACUCUUUGAAAAGACUCUUUAAUAUAGAAUCAAUCCACCAUGAUUUAAUUGUUAUAGGCACUUAAGAAUGUUCAAGAAGUAUAGCUGUAUCUCUACUAUGUGAAUCAAAAGGAAGUUGGGAAUCCAAGUUAAAAGAUGAACUAGGCAAAAAUUAUGUUAAAGUUUAAUCUGCAACACUUAAUGCUAUGCAUCUAAUUGUAUUUGCUCAUGUAUUAUUGGUCCCUAAAAUUAAAAAUGGAAGGCCAUAUACACUCUCACAAGGUUUCAUGGGAAUUGUAGGGAACAAAGGAGGUAUUGCCAUCUCAGUUAAUAUUAAUGAGAAAAUAUUCCUAUUUGCAAAUAGUCACCUUGAAAGUGGAUAGAAUGCAGAGGCCAAGAGGUAGACUCAGUUCUCUAAGCUUGAAUCUCAUUUUGAAAAUGAAGUUUUUUCUAGUCACUAGAAUGUACCAUAUGAUUAUUUGAUUUGGACUGGUGACUUUAAUUCAAGAAUAGAUUAAAAAAUUACAACUUAAACCAUUAGAAAUCAUUCAGAUUUUUUUGGAUGGCUUUCAAAAGAUUAGAUGCACUUAAGUAGAAAUAAUUCAUUAAGUAUUCAAUUGGUUAUAAGUAGAUUACCAAACCUAAUUUUAUGAAGGUAUGAUUUUCUUUCCACCAACCUAUAAACUAUUAGAAUAUCAAAAUUAAUGGGCUAUAGGUAAUGAUUUCAGAAUACCUGGAUGGUGUGAUAGAAUUCUAUUUAAAGAAAAUAAACAAUCUAAGACUUUAUCAUCUACUCAAGGUUUCAACGAAAAUUAACCAUCACAAAUUAAAUUAUAAAAUUAUGAUGCAAAUUUCGAUAUCCUAGGUAGUGACCAUAGACCUGUUUUUGCUUAAUUCACAGUUUCCUUUUAAUGA
Molecule: messenger RNA, 1132 nt
Organism: Paramecium octaurelia
Lineage: Eukaryota; Ciliophora; Oligohymenophorea; Peniculida; Parameciidae
Source: the annotation of a GenBank genome assembly